CUGCAGUCUAGGGAAAGUGUUCAGCCUUCUCUUCAGUCUUGCACAGGUGUAGCGGCUCCUCCCCUUCUGUCUUGCACAGGUGUAGCGGCUCUUCCCCUUCUGUCUUGCACAGGUGUAGCGGCUCCUCCCCUUCAGUCUUGUACAGGUGUACCAGCUCCAUCCCUUCAGUCUGGCACAGGUGUACCGGCUCCUCCCCUUCAGUCUUGUACAGGUGUACCGGCUCCUCCCCUUCAGUCUUGUACAGGUGUACCUGUUCCUCCCCUUCAGUCUUGUACAGGUGUA
Messenger RNA from Staurois parvus, 282 nucleotides. NCBI's taxonomy places the organism in Eukaryota, Metazoa, Chordata, Amphibia, Anura, Ranidae. The record is from the annotation of a GenBank genome assembly.